Molecule: messenger RNA, 1844 nt
Organism: Salarias fasciatus (jewelled blenny)
Lineage: Eukaryota; Metazoa; Chordata; Actinopteri; Blenniiformes; Blenniidae
Gene: bkgd
Product: chromosome 10 C11orf54 homolog
Exons: 9
Coding region: 887-1597 (236 amino acids)
Cellular component (GO): nucleus
Molecular function (GO): hydrolase activity, acting on ester bonds; zinc ion binding
Source: RefSeq, a predicted model, not a curated record
GCUCGCUGUGCUGGACAGCCAUGAAGGUUGUUAAAAACCGAAAUAUCGUUUAACUUUUGUAUCUUUUCUACCAAAGUUGACCAAAAUCUAACUAAUUUAUUAGAUUCUAAAAUAUGACCUCAGUUUAUAAUGAAAAUUUGAACCCAGCCCUUGUAAAAGCAAAACAGUUGUUUACUGUAUUGUUCAUUUGAGAAAUGUGUUUUGGACUUUAAUGUGUCUAAAUAAAUCAACCAAGUCCCUGGUACUCAUAAAACUUAAAAUAUCCACUGCUAAAACGUAACUAAUGUGCUUUUGGGUUUUGAUUAGAAUUCUCAGAAUUUUUUCCUUACAAUUGAGAACAGGUUAGGCAACUCUAGGUGUGCUUAUGUGCAUCUUUUCAGAACUUUUUUUUCACUUCAGAGCGGCUCUAAGUGUAUUAAAUUCACUUUGAAAGUUGUAUUUAGCGUGUUGGCGUCAUGACGAGACUACUUGUGUCGGGUGUUUUUCUUGUCACUGUUUACUCUUUGUUCGGACUUCACCCCUCGCUGUCUCCGCUCUGCGGUCCUCUUCUCCUGCUCUCAGCUGCUCGAACGCUUUCAGCUUCACCAGAAGUCAUGGCAGGAAUCAGUGGGACUGAAAAGGUCCAGCUGCACGCCCCGGAGCUGGAGGAGCUGCGAGGGGCGCUGCAAGCUGGACUGGAGAGCAACUUUGCAGAAGUUCAGGUGAGUGUUGUGGAUUGCCCGGAUCUCACUCAGGAUCCCUUCAAGUUCCCUGCUAAAGGGGACGGAAGGGUGCAAAGUGCAAUGAGAGAGGAUGAAUAACAUGUUUGUGUGGAAGUCCUCGCAUCACUGAUGUUGGUGGUGUACCAUACCUGGUUCCUGUGGUGCAUAAGGACAAGGAGUACAACAUGAACACGAUUUCUAAGGAGCUGGAGCUGCCGGGAGCCUUCAUCAUUGGUGCAGGAGCUGCUCCGUCCAGCAUCAUCGGAAUGAAUGCAGAGCUGGUGCCUCUGGUCUUGACUGAGAAGGACGGAAGGCCUGCGGUGAACGGCAGCUACUUCUCCUCAAUCCACCCUUCCAGUGGUCAGUGUCUGCAGGAGAAGUACAGCGACAGGUUCUCCGACUGCAACUUCGCACUGCUGGCCAAUCUGUACGCCUGUGAAGGGAAGCCAGGAAAGGUCAUCGAGGUUCGGGCCAAGAAGAGAACCGGCAGUAAAAGUCUGGUGACGGCCCUGAGGACCGCCCUCGAAGAUCGAUACCCCGAUAAGAGCUUGGCUCUGGGAGGCACCUUCAUCAUCCAGAAAGGGAAAGCGAAAAUCCACAUCAUGCCGAGAGAGUUCUCCGCCUGCCCCCUCAACACCAACGACGAGGUCAACAACUGGCUCAAGCACUUCGAGGUCAGCGCCCCGCUCAUCUGCCAGUCCGUCCUCGUGUCACGAGACCCGGGUCUGGACCUGCGUGUGGAGCACACACACUGCUUCAGCCACCACGGAGAGGGCGGCCACUACUACAUCGACACCACCCCGGACAGCGUGGAGUACCUGGGGUACUUCAUGCCUGCUGAAUACGUGUAUCGUAUCGACAGGCCCAAAGAAACGCACGGAGUUGGACGAGACUGAAGGAGGGAAUCAAUCACUGGGAGAUCAGAAUCAUUUCCAACAUUCUGUUUGAAUCUUUUAUCCUCUAUCACUCUACUUUCUUACAGAUUCACUGAUAAAUGAAGCAAUUAAACAAAUGAAAUCACUGAAGGGAUUCGGAUCAUCACAGUUUGUUUGAUGUAUGUUUUAUGUGAAAAAAAAACUGUUUUAUUACCUCGAACUAUUUGAAUAUUUGAGAGCAACAAUGUGAUUAAAAGAAUUGUGCAAA